AUUUAAAUGACCCUUCUGUGGAGCAGCCUGACGCGAGGCUCAGAGCGCUAUCCGAAGCGGCAUGCAAAUACAUGAUUUCUACUUUUCAUCCAAAACUUCCUGGGGACCGUGUUUGUCGUUGGGAUUUUUUUAGGUCGCACUGUUUUUAUUUUAUUAUAAUUUUUUUUUAACACAAUUCAAAGAUAUGGAUUUGCACAUUUUGGAUCAUAGACUGAGAGUGACUAGCAUCUGCAAGGACGGUUUGGUGAAUUUCACCCACUCGCUGAUCAAACUCAUGUUUCUCCGGAACAGAACAAGGUGUAAAUUCUUCAGCCUGACUGAGACCCCAGACAAUUACACAGUGGUGUUGGACGAGGAAGGAUUUAAAGAGCUGCCCUCGUUGGAACACCUGCAGGUGGAAGGCGCCACCUGGCUGCCACUCAAUGUGGUCUCCAACGGCAACGCCUCCAGCAGCUCCCAGGCCGUGGGUGUCACCAAGAUCGCCAAGUCCGUCAUCGCUCCGCUGGCAGAGCAGCACGUCUCGGUCUUCAUGCUGUCCACCUACCAGACUGACUUCAUCCUGGUCCGAGAGAAGGACCUUCCUGUGGUCAUCCACACUCUGGAGGAGGAGUUCAAGAUUUACCGGGAGGAAGAGGGUGAGCCCGUCCCAGUGCACAGCAAGGACAUGCAGAAUGGCUUCCACAAGAACGGGAAGGAAGCUGUGAAGCUGACUGUGCACCCGGUCCUGAGCCCACAAAACCAGUUCUGUGUGAUGAGUCUGGACCCAGACACCCUGCCUGCAAUAGCCACCACCCUCAUCGACGUGCUGUUCUACUCUAACAGCUCUGUGAAGGACGAGGCCCCUCCCACUCAGGGGCUGGACUGUAUCAAGUUCUUUUCCUUUUCUCUGAUUGAUGGCUACAUCUCCAUCGUCAUGGAUACCGAAACUCAGAGACGGUUUCCAACCAAUCUCUUGUUUACCAGUUCCUCUGGUGAGCUCUGGAGAAUGGUGCGCAUUGGAGGGCAGCCACUAGGCUUCGACGAGUGUGGGAUUGUUGCUCAGAUCUCCCAGCCGCUGGCAGAGGCAGACAUUUCUGCCUAUUACAUCAGCACCUUUAGCUUCGACCACGCAUUGGUUCCUGAGGAGGAUAUUGGCAGUGUGAUCGCCAUGCUGCAGCAGCAGAGACUGGAGGUUGUGAGCUGACCAGUUCCCUCACACAGUGAGCGAGACUGAGAGAGCGAGACUGAGAGAGCGCCUCCUGGGGGGCUGGGGGUUGCACGGCAGAGCUAAGAUAAUUAUUAACCUUUUGCCGCAGCAAGCCUUCAGCCCUGCCUUGGAGGAGGAGAGAACACUAACGUGGUCAACCCUUUCCACGUUGAAAGGUGGUCACAAGCCUUUUUGCAUUGGGUCACUGGUGUGGUCUUCCUUUCUUUUAAUGAGAUGGAAAUUUGGAUCUGGUUACAUCGUGGGGAUGCACUGGGCAGGAUGUUUAAUGGCAGGAUGUAAAUAUCAGCAAUGAACCAAAAAAAAAAAAAAAAGCCUCCGUGCUUUAAUCCAACCCCAGAAGUGGGAUCUGGUGCUGUGUGUGUUUUAUUGGUGCUGAAAUAAGGAGGAACCCAGAAAUUCCAGCUGCGCAGAUAAGCAGAGCCCGCAUGGAAACGGGGAGAGAGCUUCCUUUCCACUGGGCUGCCCCAGAGAAUCUGGAAAAAGAAAUAGAGACUAGAGGAAACCGUGUGAAGUUGACAAACAUUUCUCUGAAAGCUGCCUUGAGUUCAGGAUGGCGAGUUUAAAGUUCUGGUCGGAAUAUCACAGAUCGACGCACUUUAUUUUGACCCUAAGCAGUAGCUGGUUUCUGAAUUGCCACUUUUUUUUCCUCCCACAGCUAAUGGUGGCAAACCUUGUUUCCCCACAGCUGGCAGGGGUUAUGCGAAUCAGUUUUUUUUACUAAUUUUUAUACUUUAUCGUGGUCUUGUGGGCCACGUUUUAUUGUGCCUACUUGAUUGUAUUUACAAUGACACUUGAUUUGAAAUGUAUUCUUCUGAAGUCUCACUAUGCUGACCACAGAUAUUCACAUGUUUUUGCUUCUCUAGCCAUGGCCCGAACUCCACGCUUAAGGAGUUCCUAUUGAGGUUGUAUUGCUUAAACUUAGUGACUAAUACUGACCCAUGGCAAGCAUUAUUUGAAUUUUGUAACUAUAUAGAUAGUGUAGUAUUUGUAAUUUUGAGAUUCAGUUCAGAAGUCGAAAUUCUCAGUCUUCCAUCAGCAGUUCUGAGGAGCAGUGGUCCACAUUGAGACUCCCCUGAAGGAUCCUAACUGCACUGAAAAGCCUGGUCGAUGUGUGGGUACAACAUUGGAAUGGGUCGUUUGUUAGAAGCUGCUCUCUGUAUGAAAGUUUCACUUGUGCUGUUUUGUUGGUUGGUGAGUUUCUGCUGAACAGCACAGCAAUAUCUACCCAGUGUGCUUUAGGGUUUCAGAUCCACUGCAGAGGUGUCAUAUUUGUUUCUGUUUGUAUAAUUGCAGAUUUUUGUACAAUAACAAAACAAAAGUAUUAUGUACAACGUUUGUAAAGAUGCUGCUUUGUUCAUUAAAGAAUGUUGAAUUUAUUACGAAGUUCUCCAUUUAAUAUUUUGUUUGUCUAAAUUAUGAAUCCCUGAAGUGUGUCUGAUUUUGAUGGACUCUGGUAAACUUGAAAACUGUACGCUCCGUGAUACACUUGCCUUGGGAUGAAUCUGUGAGCAGGUGCCAUUAAGCUCAAUGGUGCCCUCUAGUGAGUGCUGAGUGAAGUACUUCUUACCUGUGUGUGCAACAGGUUUAUUGGUAGGGCUGGAUGUAAUGUUAAACUACUAAAAUAAUCCUUGCUAUAUUUGUUGUGUGUGUGGCAUCAUUUAUGUAAUUUGAUAGGCAAUUGCACAUUUCUUGAAAAAUCACAUUGAGAGGACAGUUAGUAAAACUCAAAGUAAAUGUAUAGAUACGACCUAUAAAAAAAGGUUUUAGCUAGAGCCUCUUUCAGUGUAAGCAGACUCAUAUUUUUUAUAGACUACAUUGGCUUGUUAUUCAAAACCAUAAUGAGCAGUGCUUGACACUGCUGUCUUGCACCGGAAACAGUUAUUGGAGCUGGAAGCUACAGUAUAUGUCUUAACCAUACUCAACACACGUAUGGGGGGGAAAACAAGCCCAAAAUUGACUGUUCAGGGAUGUACAUAAGGCUCCCAUUGCAUAGCAGUCUGUUCCAUUCCUGAUUGAACUAUGAGUUUUAAUAGGACACACCUGAGCUUGUUACCUCUACACUGUGGCUAAUCAAGCUUGUAUUAAAACCUGGGAUUGUUGAAACUGCUACGCAACAGGAGUCUUAUUUCCAUCCCUGCUGUUUAAUGACAGUCGGCAAGGGCAUAUCAAAUAAAGAAGUCGUUUUGUUCCACAUGAAAUAAAGCUUUUCCAUAAAUACGUGGGGUCCUUUAAAUGAACCUUCGUAGUGGUUUCUCUUAUCUUUUUGUAAGGUUUUUUUUGUUUUUCCUUUUGAAAAAGGAACGCAAGUCAAAGCUGAUAGAUCAGGAGCGUGGUGACUCAUCGCAUGCAGUGGAACACAUGGAUGUGCAUUAGCAAAUGAAGUGAUAAAAGAACGUUCAUAAAAUGGAUAGAGUUCCAUUGAGCAGCAACUGUCGUCAAAGGAGCCUCUUGCGCCUGCUUCCUGUUGAUUAAGCGGGUCUGCGAGCACCACCAGCGUGGUGUGUGGCCUUUUUCCCCCCCUCCUGUCUGUAUAUUGAAAAAGCUAUUUCAGUUUUUCUGAGAGUCGGACGUUUAAGUCAUGUCGGGUGACGUUAGUCUCCAAACAUUGCUGCUUCAUGUUUCCACUGGAAGCUUUAACCCAUUAAAUGCCAUUGUCCUCAUUUGAGUUCUCUAACUAUUUGGUAGUAAUAAAUUACUCGCAUUUUGUUUACCACAAAAGUUCAGUUUAAAUGUAACUAUUCAUUCUGCAAAUAUGCUUUUAUGACGCCUCACUAUAAAAUAAGAAACUGAAAUCUAAAAAUGAUACAUUUCUUGGUGUUUUUCUACCACAGUGAUGAUAAAGCUCAAUUUUCUAGGUGUUGAGCUUCAUACCCUACGUGAAAUUUCACUGGUCUGAUAACUUGACUGUCCUUGAAAUAGGACGCUGUGUUCUAAAUAUACCUGUCCCUUUACACUUCGGAAAGACUGGAACACUUUUAGAAUGGUAACAUUUUUAUUUAGAAUGGAUCAAAUUAAUGUAAUUUGGUACUUAUUGAGUUAAGUACAGAACCCAGGGCAUCAUUAAGCCUUGAUAAGCAGAGCAGCGGGCGUGUCUGUAAAGUAACUAUAGACCCAGGAACGUGAAGGCGUCUGAUGGGAAGCAAUAGCCAAUGUCUGUGUUCUACAUGCUGGUGAAAGUUACAUUAAACUAUGGUUCUUGAAUCUUUAAAAGGUCGUGCCACGUCUCGUUGAGGUGCUCCGGUCCCCAAGGCGGUUUGAAAUUCCUACUCGCGUUCUCUAGUGCUUCGGAAACCAUUAAAAUACCUGUGCAUGCAUUAGACAAGGGACGGAAAUGAGAUCAGGAAAAAAUGACUGUUUGAAGGUGUAGGUUACUUCCCUCAUAUUUCAGUUAUUUUCCUCCCUUUUUAAUUACUUGAGGUAUCAUUUCCGUCUGUUUCUUUCUUAAUCUAGUGUGGCGGUCAUUGACCCAUUUUCAUGAGGACAGUGCCCCAAUUCCUAAUUCCGUCUGACUAAACGCCCUUCAUGAGAAAGCGUGUUCGGGUCUGCUAGUUCCUGCCAGCUUCCUGAUUGUCACAGCAUAGGAAAUGGCAUGUAAGCAGCAGAUACUGAAGCUUCGUCUCUGAACGGCAGGGCUGGCUUAGCUUUCUUUUUACUGUCGCUCUGAACUGAUUUCAAUGAAAAGAGUCUCAUGCUUUUCCUGUGAAAGGGACGGUUUCUUUCAUUUUAAUUUAUAAUAGACUUAUCUGGGAGACCUCAAGUUUGUCGAAGCGGUCUGGAUUGGUGAUAAUGGGUUAGCCUGGUGAGUUCUAGGAACCACAAGACUGCGUCUGAACUCUGAGCAGCCUGUCUGAAGCAACAUUCGCUGGCUUCUCUGGAAAGUACCAUGAACUGCGGGCAAUGCCACGGCAUUUGCAUUCUCAGGUAAACCGUCAGCACCUUGGUUCGUACUUGUGGCUAUUUGAAUUCCCCUAAUGAAAUCCUCUCGGCAGGUGUGCUGCUCUCUGCAGUGUCAGCUGCUUUUCAAAAGUUUGGAACAGUAAGCAGCUGAACAAAAUACCCCUGAAAUAAAGUAGGCUAUCAUGAUCUGUGUGAAAGAGCAGAGUCACGGCACAGUGGUGCAGUGUGAAGCCAAGGGUAGUUAGCUGUUUUGUUAGUUAGCCCUCUUCACAUAGCAAAGUUACACCCCAAACCAGUUAGACAAGGUUUGUUGCAAAACGUCGGUGCAACAGUAUGUCCAGAUUGAACACAAACCCCAGAGCUCUCAUCCUGAACACCUUUGCCAACUUCUCUGAACUGUUUGCACAAAACCACUGUGAAGACACCUUGUGGAAUCGUAAGCCAGUCCAGGGGUAAUUAUCUUAAAAGCUGAUCUCACUGUUCAGUACGGGGCUGGGAGUUUGAACCUUGAGCCUUGUACGAGCGAUGGCUGUUGAUGGAGUGGUUUUUGCUGCUUAGUUAUCACUGUACUAGUACAGAUACGAUCUGUCCAUUGCUGCAGCACAUCGCAUCCAACAUCCUGUCAAGUCAUCUUACUGUCGGGUAAAAAAAUCUCUCUUGACAUUUUCAAAUGUUACCACAAUGUUUGGCAUCAGUCUGUAGUUUCCAAGAACAAUUCUGUCUGACAAAGUGCUUCUGGUUCAUUGUAUUUAGUACAUUGUUACAGACAGCUGUUGGGGCCCAAAGAAUACCACAGAGUGGCCCCUAUGUCCAUUGUGUUAUGAAUAAUUACACGAAGCAGAGAUGCAUUUCUUUGGAGUUUGUAUUCAUCCGUCACAUCUAUAUACAAUCAAAGGAUCAGCAAAGGGUUCAAACAAAAGCAUGGGAAGGUAAGGAUGUGUUUUUAUUUCAUAUUAAAAGUUGCAAAAAUGCUGUUAGUUUAGCGUAACAAACAAUGGCUUUUUUUUUUUUAAACUGUAAUAACUGUUAUAAAAGUUAUACUACGAAAACCUACAAAAACGUCACUAUUUGUGACCAGCGGAAUCUAAUCGUGUUGGGAUUCUUUAGAUAUUUUUACUGUGCCAAAAUCAUAUCCUCAGUCAUAGCAUAUCUAGGAAAGGUGGACAAACUCAACUAAACCGAGCCACUCCUUCUCAUCCUCACUCGUCACCUCCUACCACAGACCAGUAAGACCUCACUGUGUUGCUUUCGUCACUAUCAAUUUCUCCCUCUGAGAAACAGGAACCUCUUUAGGGAUGCCACUGCUAUUUUUAGAAACUGACUGAGCAAUAAAAGACUUGAGACAAACCCAUCACAGCACAAUAGUAGCAUGUGCUCGGGGAAAGAAGUCUUUUCAGCCCCUUUGAACUGCCUUCCAGUGAGGAGUGAGACUAUCUCAAGUGCUUCCAUUCAGGAGUGAGACUAUCUCAAGUGCUUCCAUUCAGGAGUGAGGCUAUCUCAAGUGCUUCCACUGAGUUAAACGCACUCCAAACACCCCUUGGAAAAUAACCAAACCAGAAAAAAACAACUGACAUUUAAUGCUGGCGCUGGUACGUAGUAGUCCUAAAUGGGCUUUAAAAAAAUAAAUAUCUAUAUAUUAGACUGUUGUUUGGUGUUUUGUCCCUGUACUCAUGUCAAUUUGGAGUAAAUAGCUUUGACCGUUGAGCCCUGUGUCUGAAUGAGUAAGGCCUACAUAUUCACAGGCCCUGAUGUGUCCCAUCAACCCAGCUUGCCUGCUGAAGGGCAGUGCCUCCACACACAGUGCACUGGUGUUGGUUUAGAGAGCUCUAAAGGAAGUGAUGCCUUUCUGAGCCACCUACACCACCAGUGCCUGGUUUUUACUCUGAGGCUGCCACAGCAAAACUUCUAGAUAAGGAGAAACACCCUUGUGCAGCGGUGUCCAGUCACGAUCCUGGAGAGCAUGCCACUCCAGGUUUAACAGGGAUAGAAUGAACUAAUGCAGGGACUGGAUGGAGGUUCAAUUAAACAAUUUAGAACAGGGUUGAAACAAAGACCAGGAGUGGAAGAGCCAGCUUUGGCCAGCCCUGCCUAAAUGUACACUGCAUGCAGUAUAUGAACAGGGUAAUGAAUGCAAAGAUGUGUUUGAGACUGACAAACUCUCCCCAAAGGGGAACCCCCGUCCCCAUGAAACUCACUCAACAGGAAAACCAGAUGAUCAUUCUUGUCUAUGACCUCAGGCUGUAACCAAGUGCAACGUUUCCCAUCUGUCUGGUUUUGAAAUAAAAAAGGGCGAAACUGCUCUCUCUUCCUCUAAACACUUUUACAGCUGUCUCACCAAACACUUGCAGUAAGUACGUGACAGAGGUCAUAAGGUGGACUCCUGACAUUUGUAGUUAGUAACAUCAGCACAUUAACUAGUCAUUAUAUUCAUAUGAGGUACAACAUUAUUUAAUUAUAAACCCUAUCAGAAAUAGGGGGCUGUGUGGUCCAGUGGUUAAAGAAAAGGGCUUGUAACCAGGAGGUCCCAGGUUCAAAUCCCACCUCAGCCACUGACUCAUUGUGUGACCCUGAGCAAGUCACUUAACCUCCAUGUGCUCCAUCUUUCGGGUGAGACGUAGUUGUAAGUGACUCUGCAGCUGAUGCAUAGUUCACACACCCUAGUCUCUGUAAGUUGCGUUGGAUAAAGGCAUCUGCUAAAUAAACAAAUAAUAAUACAAAGUCAUUGUUCCUGAAUCUUAUUGGAUUUCCUAUAGUACAGAACAGUGUAGCAGUUUGUCCCCAUUUGUCCUUAAGGAGUGUGUUACAUUUUAAAAAUGCCACCUAACUUUGUGUAUCUUGUAAACGGAGAUGCAUGGCUCCCCUUUACAAGCUGGUCCUUUAUACUGUGGAGCCACUUAUUGACAGUGGCUCCAAUGUGGCAUCCUACUGGCACUUUCAGUGUUAUCAUAAGAUGGAACACAAGUACAAUGGACUAUGGAUCCCAGCUACAGCUUUAUAAGGGGCAGCACUCUAGAAUAGAACCCGGAGAAACCGUGUCUUAUAACCUCCCAAGGCUAAGUCAGAUUAUAACUAGUGUAGAAAAUAUUGUGGUAAACAGUGAUGUGAGUUAUCUAUUCAUCUGCAGUGUCACUAAAGAAAAUGCCCAAAAUACUUAACUCCAAGUCAUCAGAAUAUCUUGCAAAACUGCUUAAAACCAGUCAUAACCUGACUCUAUCAAGGUCAUCGAUAACGGUAUUCUGUCAAACAGGCAAAAACCUACGCAGUGUGCAUGCCUGUGGCAAGGCAAAGUUUGUGCAUAUACAGAACUAAAUAUUUUAUUUUGAUGCGCAUUUGUGUGUUGAGUAGGGCUAGUGUUAAAAGCCCAUCACUGAGGGAUACAAAUGGUGUUGCUGCAACUCCAAUUAAGACAAGCCUCCCAUUUAAAGCAAUGCAUUUUCAGGUUCAUGGCUGACCUGCCCAAUCGGAGAGUGGAUGUGCCCAGUCAAAGAAGGCAGCUUGAUCCCAGGAUAGCCGCCCGUAGGUGGUGAACUCCAGGGUGACUCCCCAGCGUUAUAAAAUGCUCCAAUGAAAUUCAGACGGGGUGCGGUGUGCGUUGAUCAAAUCGUUGGCGACACUAAAAUAAUGGCCGCAAAUUCAUAAUGCUUUCCAACUGAAUGAUCAACAUCAUUUGUUACAAAGGAACAUGGAAUGCAUACAGGUAAUUAAAUCUCCUUUAUUAAAAAAUGUUUAAGUCCAAAGUCUGUGUCACAUAAUAAUGAUAUCUUGUUUUAGAUUUCAAACUCCUUGUCAGUGACAUCUACGACAGUAUAUGACAGAGAAUAACUUCUCUGUAGCCUUCAACUACAGUGCACAGAUAUUUGUGAAAUAAGCAGUUGUUUGCUGAUUUCUAAGAACUUUUGCCCUAUAAGGAGGUAGCCCCAGCGUCACUUCCUCGUGCUGAUUUUAUCUCAUUGCGGUCGCCUGGUUUUGUCAGCCUUCCUCAAAAGUACCUUGUCACUCUCCCCACUGAUCUUAAUAACUGUUGCACAGUGCGCUCAACACUACACACAGACACGCGCGCUCACGGACAACACAGCUCCCGGUUCCUUCGUUCCUUCUGCUAGCAUGGUCCUCCUCUUGCAUGUGAUACCAGCCACAUCAGGUAAUUGUUCUUAAUAACUUUCAUUUUUGAUCGUUAUCAAUGACCCACAAUGUCAUUGAUAAUGAGUGAGCCCUGCUGAUUGAUUCAGCGACGAGAGUGAGUGUAUGGCAGUAGACCCUGUGUCAUACAGAGGGCUCCUUGUGCUUCAUUGCUGCUCCUCUCUCUGGGAUGUGAGAGCCAUGCUGGAUGUGCGCCAUGUGCUUCUUUGAAAUUGAAACAUGCUGUUAUUCUCAAGGGGGUUUGGAUAACCAGAGGAGACUUGGUCAUGGGUGGUCCAUGAUUUGUCAAUGGCAUAAUGAUUACUAGAAACUAAAAGACCACCCUUGUAUAUCCAUGGGGUCUUCACAAUAAGAAGUUGUCUGUGGACUAGCAUGGCUCAGCAGCACUUAUAACCAUGGCUUAGGGCCACUCAGACCCUCCAUUGACUAACUAUGUAUGUCUAUUGUCAGGUAGGCAGGGGGCUGUAGUACCCUGUUCCUUUCUGAUGAUGUUCAAUAGAAGCCCUGGGAGAUCCUGUCCUCCUGAGGAAACUGAAAUAUUUUACCACCACUGUGUAGUUUAUUCUACGACUGUAGGAAGUGUGACUAAUUUGUCAUAGGAUCUUGUCUGUUAAUUUGUCUGGGCGCCAGUAAUAAUCCUAGUCUGUUAUUGUUACCCUAAACAUUCUUCCUGUUAACUAAUGAGCAUGAAUUACUUAACACACCAGAAAUUGCUAUUGCUCUGAAGCCAGGACUAGGUCUUGUUUUUAUGUGGGUACAAAGCAUGCAGCUAUAAUGGUACGUCUCCAAAGCUAUUACUCAAUUACACACAUACAAAACUGAGACGUAACUAGUUUUCUUUUUGAAAUGGCUAGUUUUUAAUCAACUCCUUUGUAUCUCUCUUUCAGCUCUGAUGUACAUACUUCUCAUGUCCCAUGUUGCAAGACUAAGCACAGCCAAGCUGUGUGGAACCGCUGCUGUCAUACAGAGCAGGAAAUUAGCCAACUUCUUGCAGAAUCAAUCCGAGGAUCUCCUGAAAACCUACCUGUCCAAGCAAGGAGAGGGGUUCCCCCAAACGACCUCUUUAUGCAAGGAACCGGUGGAGGGCUUCCCAGAAGGCCAGGUCACAGACAUGAAGCCUAACGAAAUGCUCCGUAGCAUCUACGUCACCCUCAGACACCUGGAUGGGCAUUUUCAAAACCUGCGCCGGCAGCAGCUCGAUCUGGUGUCUCCCCCGUCUGACCUUCUGCACAAAAAGCUGACGGACACCCACAACCGCAUCCAGGACCUCGCUGGCAACAUAAAAUGCCUGCUGGAAGAAGUUCCUCCAGAGAUCUCCAUCACCAGCUCUUCAUCCGGAAGGGGCGUCUUUAGGCAGAAGAUGGUCGGCUGCACGGUCUUAAGAAAAUAUUCUGAAUUCCUCAAGCAGGUGGUGAGCGGAUUAAACCAUGUUAUCUCCAGAAGAUCCGCAACAAGAGGACAGGGGAUUCAGACGAUACUGAAGAAAGUGUUGAGGUUAGGUUGAAGGCUCUAGUGUCUCCUCGCCAUUAUGAGGUUCCCUGUUAACCCUCAUCGUUGGACCAAAGCAAACUGGACAGAAAUGACUGCCUUAUUAGCACUGUUAGCAACAUAAGUUUAUUUAUGUAACGUAAUUUAUGUAUUUAUUUUGAAAUAUUUAUAUAGUGUAUGAUUCUGGCCAAGUAUAGGAGUGUGUAAACCAGUGAGUCAAAUGCACUGAUUUGAUGGCAUAGCUGUUUCUCAACGUCAAGCGAUAAGCAUAGCAAGAAUCAAUUUAAAAUAACAAGAUGGUGCCGAAUGCCAGUUCAGCUUGCCACACUUAGCAGUUACAGCAAUGUUCCGGAUGUGUUUUGAAUUGCAGAUGGUCCAUGAAUGUGCUGAUGUAAAUCACUGUACUGAAUGUAAGGAUGGGGGACUUCAGUUUUAGGUCACCCAUUUCUAAAAUAUCAGCCAUAUUGGCUGAGAGAGACUUUGUUCUGCGGCUUACGUACUGUAUUACACAUGCCUUUUCUUUUGAGCACCCUGCUCCAGGUACUAAUAGCUAUACUUUAUAGUUUGAACCCAGGCCACAGUGUGUAUUAGCCAGUAGGGCUCUAUGACCACUGCAAGUUUAAUUUCCAUUGCUGUUACUGCACCGGUACAUGAAUGUCAUUUUUUAUGUUUCUAUUUAAAUCGUAUGUUAUUUAUGUAUAUUUUUGUACUCCACUUCUUUUAUUUAUUUGUAAUAAAUAAUAUAUAUUUUCGUUUUGAUA
This is a messenger RNA of Acipenser ruthenus (sterlet), 11493 nucleotides long. RefSeq names its product cytosolic arginine sensor for mTORC1 subunit 1. Bases 185 to 1183 code for a protein of 332 amino acids. Gene Ontology annotation, cellular component: cytosol. Gene Ontology annotation, biological process: cellular response to L-arginine; negative regulation of TORC1 signaling. The record is from RefSeq and is a predicted model, not a curated record. Lineage: Eukaryota; Metazoa; Chordata; Actinopteri; Acipenseriformes; Acipenseridae. The transcript has 10 exons. Gene Ontology annotation, molecular function: arginine binding.